Messenger RNA from Oncorhynchus kisutch (coho salmon), 8458 nucleotides. It is a transcript of the gene plekhg3, whose product is annotated as pleckstrin homology and RhoGEF domain containing G3. The transcript is spliced from 19 exons. Bases 131 to 5071 code for a protein of 1646 amino acids. The record is from RefSeq and is a predicted model, not a curated record. Lineage: Eukaryota; Metazoa; Chordata; Actinopteri; Salmoniformes; Salmonidae. Gene Ontology annotation, molecular function: small GTPase binding; guanyl-nucleotide exchange factor activity. Gene Ontology annotation, biological process: regulation of establishment of cell polarity.
CUGUAGAGGAGUAUGUCUGAAGCUCCCACCGGGAACACUGCUCACUACUUUUACCUCCAUGGGUUUGUGUAAGACCGCACCUGGUUAAGAAGUGUUGUUGAGACGACCUGGCACUCAAGUUUGGUACCCCAUGAAGUGGCCUGGAGUGGGUCAGUCCAGCAGGUCAGUGCACUCGGUGUGUGGGAAGCAAGAGAGAGCCAUGAGCACUCUGGGUCGGUCCAAGGACAAAACCUGGGGGGUCGCCCUCAGACCGGGCAUGGAUAUGGCCACCCUCCGGAGCGCCUGGGAGGAGAGAAGGCUCCUGAACGGAUUCAACCGCAAGUUAACCCGUUGGUUCGGUAGAAACACAGGCUCGGUCCUGUACAAAUGUAUUACAGAACUGUCUCCGGACUGGUUAGUGGAAUCCCCCCGUUUGUCCACUGCCUCCAUCAGUAGUAAUGAGCGGGCACCCUCCGCCACACCCUCUGACUGCUCCGACUUCCCCUCCGCUGGCCAGCGCCCCGUGAGCCUGGUCUCCACCUUGUCCUCGGGGUCAGGGUCAUCCCGGGACGACGGCCCCGCUCCGCCUCCACCUGGCGGCACCGUGCCCCCUACCGGAGACGACAUCGACUUGGAGCUGAAUCCUCCGGUUGGCGUCGGCGAUCAGGACCGCCAGCACCCCGAUACGGCGGACCCUUCUGGGGAAGGACUGGUCUCUCGUGGCGGGAAGUUCAACCAGCUUAACAACACUGACACGCCCUCGCGGGCUGCCAGCACCCGCCACACGCCCCCGUUAUCGCCCUUCGCAGCCAUAACCAUGGCGCCCAACCCCAAGAUCACCUACUUGGAUCGGGUGGUCAUGGAGAUCAUCGAGACGGAGCGCAUGUACGUGAGGGAUCUGCGCAGCAUCGUGGAGGACUACCUGGCCCACAUCAUCGACCAGGCAGACCUACCCAUUAGACCAGAACAGGUGUGUGCCCUGUUUGGAAACAUCGAGGACAUCUACGAGUUCAACAGUGAACUGUUGCAGUCCUUAGAUAUGUGUGACAACGACCCUGUUGCCAUCGCUAGGUGCUUCGUCAUGAAGAGAGAGUAUUUUGAGAUCUAUACACAGUACUGUACCAACUACCCAAAUUCUGUGGCUGCUCUGACAGACUGCAUGAGGAACAAAUCCUUGGCCAAGUUGUUCCGGGAGCGGCAGGCCUCACUAAAACGCUCCCUUCCCCUGGGCUCCUACCUGCUCAAGCCUGUACAGAGGAUCCUCAAGUACCACCUAUUGCUUCAGGAGAUAGCCAAGCACUUUGACCCACAAGAGGAGGGCUAUGAGGUCGUGGAGGAAGCCAUCUACACCAUGACAGGCGUGGCCUGGUACAUCAACGACAUGAAGAGGAAACACGAGCAUGCCGUUCGACUGCAGGAGGUCCAGUCUUUGCUGAUCAACUGGAAAGGACCGGACCUGACCACGUACGGGGAACUGGUCCUGGAGGGCACCUUCAAGGUCCACCGGGCCAAGAACGAGCGCACACUCUUUCUCUUCGACCGCAUGCUCCUCAUCACCAGGCGCCGAGGAGAGCACUACGUCUUCAAGACCCUCAUCUCGUGUUCUACCCUCAUGCUAAUCGAGAGUGCCAAGGACUCUCUAAGCUUCAGCGUCACUCACUACAAGCACCCCAAGCAGCCCCACACAGUGCAGGCCAAGACUGUGGAAGAGAGAAAACUAUGGGCCCAUCACAUCAAAAGGAUCAUUCUCGAAAACCAUCAAGCCAUCAUCCCUCAGAAGGCAAAGGAGGCCAUCUUAGAAAUGGACUCGAUUUACCCAUCAAAGUUCCGGUACAGUCCAGAGAGAAUGAAAAAGGCCAUGUCCUGCCAAUCAGACGAGUUUCCCAGAGAGGGUCGUCAGGGGCGACGGCAGUCGGAACCGACCAAACAGAUCCUGAAGAACACCAAAGCCGUCCUCAAGCACGCAGACAGCGAAGGGGCCCUACCAGACGACCCGCGCUCCAUUCAGGCAGCCGCUAGCAUCAGCACCCUGGGCUCGAGCCUAGGCGAGUCCGAGGCUGAGAGGCCUAGUGUGGAGGAAGAAGAGGAAGAAGAAGAAGAGGAGGAGGAUAUGGGCCUUAGGAAGGGCUCACUUGAGAGGCUAAGCCCCAGUGACAUUGAGGAGCCGAGGACAGGGUCAUCGUCCCACAAGGGCAGGGCGACCCUGGGGGAGGAAUGUGACUCGGAUGAUAUUCUGAUGGAGGAAGACCAGGUAGAGGACUUUGCCAGUUCCAUGCUGGCCGCCAUCUCCUGCUGGCACUAUAGAGCCAGGGCUUUGCUUUCCAUGGGGGUCACAACGGAUGAAGAGGGAGACGAUGUAGUUGAGGAGAAUGGGUCUUACAAAGAGAAUGGGAUUUCAUCUGGUCCUGUGUUACAGUCGGAGACGGAGCAAAGCACCUCCAUCGCGGAGAAGGCUCCUCAGGAAAAGCCACUGCUCCAGACCAAGACCUCUGCCUCGGAGUCCACUGAAAGGCUUAAGCCAGCCCCCUCGGACCCAGAGAAGGCUUCUGCCACUCCUCCCAAGGUCUGCACCACUCCUCCCAAGGUCUGCACCACUCCUCCCAAGGUCUGCACCACUCCUCCCAAGGUCUGCACCACUCCUCCCAAGGUCUGCACCACUCCUCCCAAGGUCUGCACCACUCCUCCCAAGGUCUGCACCACUCCCCGCUGGAUCGCAUUACCAGAGCCCCAGAGUGACAAGGAGGAUGCAAUGGAGGAACAGACCGGGGCGUCAUCAGUAUCUCAGUCAGAUGACAUAAAAACAUUGAGCAGUGCAGAAUCUUCCGAAGAAGAGGAGGAAGAGGAAGUAUCAGCAGCACAGGAGAGCGGGCCCAGCAGCAUUCUACCUCCCUCCGUACUGAAUCAAGCCAGUGCCAUCGCGGAGCACUUCACCAACAGCGCCAGGCGAGGCAGCACGGAUGAUGCCCGCUCCCUUGGCUGCCCCUCGCCACGCCUUCCCAGCCGGACUGGCAGCACCCUCAGCCUUGGCGGCGAAGGCAAUGAACGCCCCCACUGGCUGAACAGCUCCUGCUUCGAACCGACCCAGGACAACUUUGGCGGAACGGAUCUGACUAUGCUUUCUCCGAGGGAUGACAGCCUCUUUGAGAUCCACAGGAGGAGAGACUCUACCCUAUCCAAGCAGGACCAGUUGCUCAUUGACAAAAUCAAAAGCUACUACGAGACUGCCGAGCACCAGGAUGCCAACUUCAGCCUCAGGCGCAGGGAGAGCCUGACCUACAUCCCUACUGGCCUUGUCAAGAACUCUGUCAGCUGGUUCAACAGUUCGGACGAGAGCCCUGGCGCAGAGAAAAGUGAUACAUCAGCCUUGGCCACUUCCUCUGCACCCCACCCUUCCACUUCAGAACCUGCUGAUUCAUCCAAGGCUCCAGGUGUCUGGGACUGCAUGACCUCCGGUGCAUCAUUUGACUCACUGGAGUUGGAAAGAAGUAAGAAGCCUGAGGUGGUGGGUUCAGAGGCAGAGAGAAAGGACCGGUCUCUGGGUUUUCAGGAGAGGCACAUCCAGGACGAUGAGUUCCGACCUUCAUCUGAGAUGAUCAAGGUUUGGCAGGACAUGGAGAAAAAGGGGAGCAGAUCCCAGGGAGAGGCCAGAGGCCCUGUGAAAGACACCGAGGCUCAACACAAGACCUCUAGAGUCGCUGGUCCAAGCCUGAGCAGAAGGAGCCAGACUCCAAAGAAGAACUCUGAAUCGGAGCCUGACGAUUCCUUUAUGAUACUGGAGGAAGCUGACCUGAGCACCAUCACUGAAGAAUCCAUGAGCCCUUCGCCCAUUAAGAGCAAGGUGUUGGGGCUUGGCCGUACAGCGAGUGUGAGGGAUCCCCGCAGAUCCAGGGUUGACGAGGGUAGGCUUUCCAGAGCUCCUAUGCCCAGGGUCAUCCAGUUGAGGGCUGAGGAAGGGGAGGAGGCCAGUAAGGAGCCUCAGUCGCCAGACGAUGCAGAGAUGGCUAAGAACAAAGUUUUCCAGUUGGCCCGGCAGUACAGCCAGCGUAUCAAGUGCACCACACCAGCUCCUAGACAGCGAGAUGUCCUGUUUGGAAAGAAGAAUCUGCCCUGUGUGAUCGAGGAGAAGCCAGAGAGCUCAGGUAAACCCAACUUGACGCUGCCCCUGCUCUCGUUUGAUCGUGUGAGCAAUCUCCAGGAGUUGAGUCCUAUAGCCAUAUCUCCCAACCCUGCUCACAUGCCUAGCUCUUUGGGCAGUCCCCGAGUCCUUUCACCCGGCCGCAUGUCCGCCAAGAGCCCACUCAAUCCUACGCCUACCGAGGCUUUUAACUGGCCUGACGUGCGGACACUUCGCUGCAAGUAUGCCAGCUCGGACAAAGAUCAGUCCCAGCUGCCGCCAGUUAACCGAAGCCGUUCAGUUCCUGAGAGGAUGGACAGCGGCCCCAAAAGGCGCUCAAGCUUCUGCUCCAGCUUAGUCACUGCUUCUGGUACGGUCGAGGCUCCGGCCUACAGACCCCACCUCAGCAGGGACCCUGGCCCUGGAGAGGGGUUGGCUAGGCUCCACAGGGCCGGGUCAUUGGACCAGAGACUGAGUGGGCUGCAUCUGAGUGAGCUACAGAACCUCCAGGAUGAGGUCUCUAAUGACAGUUACUACAUCUCGGCACAGGCCACCAUGCCCAAUGACCACAGGGUCGUUGUUGUGGAGAAGGUUCCGGAGCCUGAGACAGAAUCCAGCUCUGCAGAACCACUGGAGAUGGUACUCAGGGCAAGGAGAGUAGAGGUGGUAGAGGACAUAGAUGAUAGCUAUGUCCAGAUCCGUUCACCGACCACUAGAGAGAAAAUCUCCAUCAUGGCUGUAAUCGACCGCUGCCGGGCCUAUCAGGAGUCAGAUGAGUAUAGGCAAAGGGAGGAGGGCGGGGCUAAGGCAGAGUCAGUACCCUUAAGUGGGAGGGGCAAGGAGCUUGACAAGGGUCCACCCUCAAAUGAAAAGCUUGAAGAUGCCCAGAAAACUGCCAUGAACUUGGUCAAAAAGACAGAUGCUAGUCAACAGAACGUGGUGAAAAACUUGAGACAAAAAUUCCUUAACUUGAGGUGAAUAGCACCAGUAAACUUUUUAAGUAACCUUUUAUUCUGUUCAUAUUUUUCAUCAACUAAGGGGUUUAAGUUAGGUAUGCUGAUCUCAAGUUAGGAUUCGGUGUGCGUGUUGGUCAGUCUUGUACUGCAAUUUAAUGGUUUAAGCUUUGCUGUCAAACUUUCUGUGUACAUAGAAGCGGUUAUUGUGACAGCCCAGGGAAAAUGUAGUUGUUUUGUCUCAAAUGUUGCAUAGAAAUGUUUAAAUAUCUAUGUACAAUACUCAAGAGAACCCUCUCUUGAUCCUGAAAUGAUGUCGGUCUAAAGCACCUUUUGUACAGCUUGUGUUCCGUCAUAAGGCAAUUGUAUUGCACAAUUGAAGAUAGCAAUUAUUUGGAGGGAGUGAAAUGUAUUUAGUUCUUUCUAGGGUGGCUACCCACUGGGCACAGAUGUCACUUCAACGUCUAGUUUUAAUUUACAUUUGAUUGACUUGUCAACUAACGUAAAUUCAAAGUAAAACCAACAAACAUUUUCACCAUCAUUUGGAUUUAGGUACAAAGUUGGGUGAAAAAAAGACAAAUUCCUUUACGUCAAUGACCAUGUUGAUUCAAUGUCUUCAAAUUGAAUUGUUUUGUUGAAAUGACAUGGAAACAACAUUGAUUCAACCAGUUUGUGCCCAGUGGCUACUGUGUCUCUGACAUGAAAUGAGAGCCCCUCAACAUCAUAGCAGCACUACUGUUUACUGGAAAGCACAGAAAUAUAUGAUAUUGUCUGACGACAAUAGUUUUCGGGGGAAAUGCUGACCAGAAAAUUAAGGGAAUGAGUCUGAAACUUGAGAGCAAUGCAUAAUUUGCUGUUUUUACCAUCUUUCCUUGAACUUUCACCCUGCACUAGACUUAACUUUCACUGCACAUGGCCUGACCACUAAAAUACACAUGAGAGAGUCAUGGCCAUACUGGGAUAUAAUGGUUAAUUAAUUGCCCUGUGACCACUUUGUAAAUCCCACCUGAAGUGGUGAUAGCUCAAGGAUUGUCUUGUAAUUUUAUAUAAUCAUUGAAUUGUCAAAUGGAUUGAGAAUCAAAGACCCUGUAUGAAGUGUUGCUCUUUUCUAGUUAGUCAACUUCUUACCUUGAUUAUAUAUAUAUAUAUAUAUAAUCAUUGUUCAGUUAAUUGGCUAAUGAUGUGCACUUUGUAUGUGUUCUCUGCUUCGGCUGCCCAAAGGAACUUCAUUCUCAGCAACAGGUCAUUGAAAUGAGUCGACGUAAAACUUGAAAGAGUGAGAACUAGUGUACACGUAUAGAUCCAGGGGACCCUAGUCAAAAGGGUCCAGGUCUUCUACUGCUAAAAAGUGUUACUGUCACUGCUCACUACUCCGAGGGUCAUUCCUUUUCUUCACUAUCUACAUUUACCUCUUAUUUAUUAAGCCAACGUCAAUUUAUGAACAUGUCUUGUCUUUAUAUAUUUGUGAGUGUGUGUAUGUAUGUGUGUAUAUAUGUAUGUAUGUAUGUAUGUAUGUAUAUAUAUAUAUAUAUAUAUAUAUAUAUGUAUAUAUGUGUGUGUGUAUGUAUGUAUAUGUGUAUAUAUAUAUAUAUAUGUGUGUGUGUAUAUAUAUGUAUGUAUAUAUAUGUGUGUAUGUUGUCUUGUAUCUUGACGGUUGUACAGAAAUGUUUGUGUUGCCUAGAGACGGUAUACAUUCCAUAUUAAAACAUACGGCUCACUUGUCCAGAAAAAAAUGUUUAUUGUGUGCGCAUGCGUGCGUUCGAGUCAGGGAGAGCAUGUCUUUCUGUUUCUUUUAAAGAAUUUGGGCUGUAUGGCUGAAAAAAUAAGGUUUAGUUGAAUCUCCUUUACGGUUUACACAUUAGAAUUGGUGCUGCAUGGCUGGACAAGAAAGAUUCAGUCGAAUCUCCUUAACACGGAACCCAAACAGUCUGCGUGCGCCAUCGUGCACACAAAAUUAUUUUGUACCCCCACAUCAAACGCGAUCGUGACACGCAGGUUAAAAUAUCAAAACAAACUCUGAACCAAUUACAUUUAUUUGGGGACAGGUUGAAAAGCAUUAAACAUUUAUGGCAAUUUAGCUAGCUAGCUAGCUAGCUUUCACUUGCUAGUUAAUUUGUCCUAUUUAGCUAGCUUGCUGUUGAUAGCUAAUUUGUCCUGGGAUAUUAACAUUGAGUUAUUUUUCCUGAAAUGCACAAGGUCCUCCGACAAUUAAUCCACACAAACGGUCAACCGAAUCGUUUCUAGUCAUCUCUCCUCCUAGUCCUUUUCUCUUGGCCCUAUAUUGCGAUUGGCAACUUUCAUAAAUUAUGUACAUUACCGCCACUGACCUUGUUCGUCUUUCAGUCACCAACGUGGGUAUAACCAAUAAGGAGACGGCACGUGGGUGGGUACCUGCUUCUAUAAACCAAUGAGGAGAUGGGAGAGGCAGGACUUGCAAUGCGAUCUACGUCACAAAUAGAACUGACUUCUAUUUUAGCCCUUUCUAUUUUUAGUGCGAACGCUCGUUGGCGCUCGCACAAUAAUUAAUUAAUUUUGCAACGCUUGCGCAAGCGGUGUAGUCAGCCUGUUAUAGUGUCCAUAUUAGGACCGGCUCACUGUACUCCUUAGAAAAGAAUCAUGACGUUUAGAAUGAUUCGGUCCAUAAAAAGGAUAUGACCACUACAUGUCAUGACGACAACAGACAUUACCUGAAUUAGGAAAGCUGCUGUUUGUGGUAAUAAGAGACUGCUAUGAGGUGGUUAUGGUUCAAUGGUUUCUAAACAGACAUACUUUUUAUAUAAUAAUAUAUGCCAUUUAGCAUAUAUGCCAAUUUUACUUAAUGUCAUCCGUGCAUACAUUUGACAUAUGGGUGGCCCCGGGAAUCGAACCCACAACCCUGCAAGCGCCAUGCUCUACCAACUGAUCCACACAGGACCACUGAAGGUAGAUUUGAAAUGCACUACAGUCUCUGCUAAAUGGCUCUCCUACUUGUCAGCGAAGUGAUUGGAAACCCUUUCAGAAUGGGUAGAGAGGAGGGAGAGUGUGCAUUGACAAUGGGACAGAUGCAGUUGUUGUUCGUGGUAGCGUUGAACACCAAUUAACUCGACGGUGAAUGUGGGAAGAUCAUUACGAGUGUCGUAUAUAUGCGUUUCACAUAAGCCUUAGCUAUUCUCUAUAAUGUGUUUCUAGCUAUUAUAGAACAGAAAAUCCAGCAGAAGUGGAGCCUCUAUCAUUAUUUUAUUAUGUUGCAUUGUCUAUUCUGUUCCUUAUGUGAGAUUUUCAGAUGUGAGAUUUUCAGGUGUAAGAUUUUCCACUCGUAGCAAACAACAAUGUCAUUUCUGAGAAACUGAUGCUAGUGUCAAGACUGCAUUCGGUUCUAAACAAGUAGUGCUUUAUGAUUAUGAUAUGUAAAUAAAUCUGUCAUGUUUAAAAA